AUGGGGUCGGGCGCCAGCGCGGCCAAAAGCCUCACGGACGAUGCUGAAACGGCGUCGGCGUCGGUGCGCGACCUCAGCGACGACGACUUGGCGCGGGCGGAAGAAUUUCUGGGCAGAGCGCAAAGGCUUGUAGCCCAGGAGCGCCGAGCACGGCAAAGCACCGGUGUUGGCGUCGCAGGAUCUUCGGAGACGAACUUGGUGAACGUCCAAGGCCUCGACGGAUCUUCCUUCCAGCUGGAGGUGGAUCCCAAUGUCAGCGUGGAAGACGUGUCCAAACUCAUUGCAGAGAAGAUCGAGAUGAAACCAGGUCGGAGAUUGGUGCUGUCUUCUGGUGGCAGUAUCUUAGAUGAGUCGCAGGAGCUGAUGCAACAAUUGGAUGCUCGAGGGCCUCGAGAGCUCAGCUUUGUACUGACGCCUAUCAACUUGCUUCAGGCUGCGAAGAUCUUGUGGAAAGCCCUGGCAGUGGCAGAGACCAAGAACCGCUUGACUGCGGCAGAUUUGAGUGCCAUGAAUGCCAUUACCUCACUAACCUUUGGCGAUGAUUUUAAUCAGAGUUUGACUGGUGCCAUGUUGCCACGGAGCCUGAAGGUCCUCACUUUUGGGAGUGAUUUCAAUCAUGGAUUAGGACGUGUUGCGCUGCCAAGCAACUUGCAGACUUUGAACUUUGGUGAGUACUACAACCAGAGUUUGGCAGGCGUCAGAUUGCCAAGCAGUGUGAAAACCUUGACGUUUGGUUCAACUUACAACCAAAGUCUGGCAGGAGUCACGCUACCAAACAGUUUGGAGACCUUGACUUUUGGUUGGAACUUUAACCAAAGCUUGGAAGGGGUCACCCUGCCAAACAGCAUUCAGACAUUGACGUUUGGCGAAAUGUUCGAUCAGGACUUGCGUGAUUUCUCGCUCCCAAGUAGCCUACAAAUUUUGACCUUUGGUACAAGUUUCGACCAGAGCUUGUCAGGUGUCACGCUGCCAGAAACUUUGCAGACCUUGACCUUUGGCGAAAGCUUUGAUCAAAGUCUUGAAGGCGUCACGCUGCCAAGCGGCCUGCAGACUUUGACCUUUGGGGAUCGUUUUGACCAGGGUCUUGGGAAAACCACGCUACCCAAAAAAUUGCAGAGCCUGACUUUCGGCUGGAACUACAAUCAGCCUUUAGAUGGUGUGACGCUGCCAAACAGCUUGCAGACCUUGAUAUUUGGCGAAAUGUUUGAUCAGGACUUGCAGGGUGUCUUGCUCGGCAGUCUUCAAACCUUGACUUUCGGCGCAAGCUUCGACCAAAACCUGGCGCGUGUUUUGCCAAAGAAUUUGCAAACUUUGACGCUUGGUUCAAACUUCCACCAGAGACUGUCAGGAGUUACACUGCCAAGCGGCUUGCAGACCUUGACGUUUGGUUCAAACUAUGAUGAGGCCCUGACAGAUGUCAUACUUCCAAGUGGCCUGCUCGCGUUGACGUUUGGGGAACAGUUUAACCAAAGUUUGGUAGGAGUCAUGCUGCCAAACAGCUUGCAGACGCUGACUUUCGGUUGGAACUUUAAUCAAAGUUUUGAUGGUGUCACUCUGCCAAGCACCUUGCAGACUUUGAUACUUGGCGAAAUGUUUGAUCGGGACUUGCAACAUGCCGUUAUGCCAAGUAGCCUGCAAACUUUGACAUUUGGUACAAGUUUCGACCAGGGUUUGGCAGCUGUCUCGCUACCAAGCAGCCUGCAGACUUUGAACUUUGGCGAGAGUUUUGACCAGAGUUUGGUAGGCGUGGUGCUUCCAAACAGUUUGCAGACUUUGGUCUUCGGCGAUCGCUUUAAUCAAAGCUUGGCAGGAGUCACGUUGCCAGACAGCUUGGAGAUCUUGACUUUUGGUUGGAACUUUAACCAAAGCUUGGAAGGGGCCACCCUGCCAAACAGCAUUCAGACAUUGACGUUUGGCGAGAUGUUCGAUCAGGACUUGCACUCGUUGCCAAGCAAUCUGCACACCUUGGCUUUUGGGGCAAGUUUCAACCGAAGUUUGGCAGGUGUCGUUCUGCCCCAAAGUUUGCAGACCUUGACCUUUGGUUCAACUUACAACCAGAGAUUAGAAGGCGUCACAUUGCCAAGGAGCCUAAAGACUUUGACCUUUGGCGAAGAAUUCAACCGGAGUUUGACAAAGGUGGCCUUGCCAGCUCUGGAGAGCUUGACCUUUGGGGUCGACUUCAACCAGGCUUUGGAAGACCUACCCAGCAGCUUAGAAACCUUGACCUUUGGGGACCAAUUCAGCCCUUGGGACGAUGACUUGGUGCUUGACAAGCUGCGGAACUUCAGUUGCCUCGGGUUCUCCAUCAGAUCGGAGCUGAAAAAACUCAUGGCAACUGGUGCCAGGGUUGAGGAGGAUGCCUUCCGACAACGAUUGGAGGAGGGUGGUCUCAAUGUUGACAUGGAAAUGCAAAAGGAGUUGACUCGCAUCGAACGGCGAGCUGAGGCUCUGCAAGAGACGAUCGACCAGUUUGCGCCGGCUGAAGCCCUCGUGGAGAAACGUGCCUCGGCCCUGGAUCAACUGGCGCAGCUCAGGGAGCAGUUGGACUUUGAGGUGUCCCAACGUCAGGCAGCAGAUGAUGAGGUGGGUCAGGCCAUCAGUGAUUACAGAACCACUCUGCUGCGUAGCUUGAGUGUCGCGCAGCGUAGUUACAACUGA
Molecule: messenger RNA, 2658 nt
Organism: Cladocopium goreaui
Lineage: Eukaryota; Dinophyceae; Suessiales; Symbiodiniaceae
Source: the annotation of a GenBank genome assembly